AUUCAAGCAGAUCAGCAACUGUCAGAUCAGGAGCGAUACAAAGCCGUCGAGAACAGUGACGUCAGAAAGACGAUCACCCAUCAGUAUUACAUCACGAAUUACGGUCCAAGCUACCUUCCAAAGACCUACGUCAAUAUCACAGUGCCCGUUAAAAAGGGCAACAACGAGAUAGCGAAGAUAACCAAAAUGUCGCCGACAUGUAACGUUCAAGGAAACGAAGCACUCAUUGGUACAACUCUGGCUCCAACAACGUCGAUUACAACUCCAUUCGCAAAUACGCCCGGCAACCCAGACAUCCAAAGGAGAAGACGAGCAGUGGAUGAACCCGUAGCAAUGUCAUCGACUGGUCAGAAAAAAACUAUGAAGAAUAUUACGUGUUUGGAGUACGGAUGCAUCAUUUUGGAGUGUCUGGUGAUGAAGUUGGAUAAAAAUGGUCAGGCGAUUGUCAAUGUUACGAUUGAAGUAUUCGAAAAAGCGCUGGCAGCGGAAAAGGAUUUCAGCGAGAUUCGGUACACAACAAAUGCGACUGUUACAGACCCGGAAGUGUGGUAUGGUGGGAAGGUCGUACAAAUGGAAAAAACCGUAUACGCUACGAAAUGGACCACCUUUGUCAUUGAUGCCGAAUCGGUUAAGAACGAAGUAAACAUAUGGAUCAUCAUUGGUUCAGUAUUAGGAGCUGUUGUGCUUUUAAUCAUCGUUGGAAUAAUACUAUGGAGGUGUGGAUUCUUCAAGAGAAGCCAAAAGCACGACCAAGUCAAGAAAUGGAAGCAAGAUAGCCUUUACAAUCGCAAGAGCAUUCGUAUGUCCCAGGCGAAUAAGCAGAGCUACUCUCCUAUAGAGGAAACAACUGCCAAUAAUGGAUCAGAGAAGAAAACAGAAUAAUGAAUUAUAGUUAUUUUAUAGAGGAAACAACUGCUAAUGAAUCAGAGAAGCUAACAGAAUAAUUUGCAGAGUUAUGUGUGUUGAUUGUCCCAGUUAAGUGUCAUUUUGGUAAAAGACAUUUAGCAAAAAGAUGGUUUGACAUUUAUAAACGAAAGCAUUUUAACAAUCCUUAAGGGAAAACAACUGCCAAUUAAUCAGAGAAGAAAACAGAACAAUGUUGUAGAUCUAUUUUUGGAGCAUAAUUAGUUUUGUGUCGUUGGCUUUAUGGACAGUUUGGUAUGAUAGAGCAUUUUAUAGCUUUGUGUCAUAUACAUUUUGGUAUAAGAAUGUUUGCUAUUUAGUUACGAAUGUGCGUUGAAUUUAAAUAAGUCUUCCAUGAGUAAAUCUGAGUAAGUUGAUGCAAUUGUAUGAAGUUAUUCUUUUUACAUCUUCUGACACUGCUUUUGUAUAUUUACAGGUAACAUAAUUGUAUGCACAUUCUUGUUAUUAUGAUAUUUUGGACUUGUAGCACGCCUAUUGUUUUAGAUAAUCUUACUCAAUUUUCUUUUGUAAUUAUCUUUCUUAUUUUAUUGCGUUGUUUAAUAUUGCUUAUGAUACGAGCUGUUUUAUAUAAAAGUGUUUGCUAUUUGCAAUAUAUAAUUGUAAAUAUUUUGUGAUAAGUCAUUUGUAUUCUCUUGUCUUCAUCUUGUUGGUGCAAAACAUAAAAUGCUUAUAGUAUAUUUUCUUAUUUAGUUUUACGUUUGCUUUCAAGCUAAAUAAGACAUUCAACUAUAGAAAAUGUACCGUAAACAAGCGGCCGGGUUUGCAGUUGGUUAAACACACAAUUAUGUCGAGACGUUUAGUGCAUUAUUUUUGCAAGACUUAACUGAGCUAGGACGCGACAAAAAGUAAACUUCGUUAAUUUCGUUGCCGAAUGGUUGUUAAAAUUUCGAAAACAAAUUUGCACGAAGCUAAAAAAUGCAUCAUUAAGCAAAGUAGCUUUUCUUAAAAGAGAACGCGCGUUAUCUUAUUUUUUUUUUUGCAUUUCAAGACAUAUAUGUAUUCGCACUUACAAUAAACUUCUGUUACGACGCUUGCAUGGAAACUUUCGUUUGAAUGCAGACUCUCCGAAACGAAAAUCAGGUCAUGGCGUCGGAAAGUGUGGUCCCCGAAUACCCUGCUCGGCCUGCACAGGUUAAUCUGGUUCGACACUUUAUGUACAUGCAUAUAGCCCGCUAUUCCCAGUUAUUACAGCCAUCAUAUACAUGUAUGAGUUGGGAAUAAGUAUGCUUUACUUAUUUCGUACACUGAGAGACUAUUAUACUCGGGGUUAAUACCAUUAAUAAUUUAUUAUUAAUGACAUAUGUAUCGCUCCAAAUUGCAUGCUAACAGCAUAGUCUUCAAGCAAAACAGUAUACUCAAUUAUAUUUUGAAAUUGCCAUAAUUAUGAACAUUCCGUACAGUAAUUUUGAAUACCCUUUGAAUGUGACUGAUAUGUGUGUACAUAAUGUACAUUUCGUUCGGUCAAAAUAUGUGUAUGAGACAGUUGUCGGUUUAGUGUAUAAAUAUAUCGUGUGAUUUGUUACCACGACCUUUAGUAUAUAGUUGUACAAAUUGUGAAGCAAGCUGUAUAUUAAGCUGUGUUUUGAACAUAUUGUUUUCCGUUUAUUUCAUUUAUUUUCCUCGUCAAUGUAAGCUAUGUGUGGUCGAAGGCAUCCCACUCUAUAACACACAUAGUUUACAAGCAAUAUACGCAAUGAUAGCACAUAAUAUACACUCACAUCAAAACAUUUACCUUACAAUAUGAACAUAAUUUUAAAAUGGUUGCAUUUUGGGUUCAGUGUUGGUCACUCCUCGAAUGAGCUGUGCAUAUUACAUUAGAUGGAUAAGAAAAAAAUGUAAUUGAAGUUCGAAUAUGUCGACUAAAACGUGUACGUCUCCAAACACGUGGUAUACAUGGUUAUACGCACAAUAAGGUCAACACUUUUAAAUCGAUAGUAAAAUUUGUUUCGGUGAAAUAAUGUACAUUGAACAUAAGAGCAGUUUUCGUGUGAAUAAAUAAAACCGUGUUUCCUUGAACAAAAUGUUCAGUGAGACUAGUAUGUGUUUUGUGUUGUUGAGGUAUUGUUUUGUAAAUACACAGUUUGUAAUCCUAAUUUUUAGUAUGGUUAUUGAUCUGCUAUGUUAAUGUUUGUGCAAUUUGUCACAUGUUAUAUUUGUAUCAAUUUCAGUUUAUCAGCAUUUCAGUAUAUGAACGCCCGAAAUAUUGAAGCAUAAUAAUUGAACAAAGCUUUACGAACAAGUAGCAAAUAACAUAAAAUAAAUUUAAGGUGCCAUUAAUUUAAAAUGUAUUUUGUGUUAUGUCUUUUUCUAGGUAUUAUUAUGUAAAGACACUGUUUGUUAACCUUAUUUUUAGUAUGGUUAUUGUUCUAUUCUGUUUCUGAUUGUGCAAUUUGUAAUAUGCCAUUUAUUGUUUUCAGUUUAUUAGCUUUUUAUUGCCCGCAAUAAUGAAGCAUAAUCAUAACAAAUUCACAUAUAUUUUGUAAAAGAUUAUUUUCAAACAAGUUUGCGGCAAAUACAAAGUCAUCGAUUUAGACAAAUCUUAAUUUGUGGACAAAACAUUACAAACACUUAACAAAUAACAGAACAUAAAUUUGACCUGCCUGUUAUUUUAUCAUUAUUAUGUGUUAUGUGUUGUCUAAGUAUUAUAAUGUAAAGGCACUGUUUGUAAACUUAAUUUUUAA
Dreissena polymorpha is the source of this 3605-nucleotide messenger RNA. RefSeq names its product integrin alpha-4-like. NCBI's taxonomy places the organism in Eukaryota, Metazoa, Mollusca, Bivalvia, Myida, Dreissenidae. Gene Ontology annotation, molecular function: integrin binding. The record is from RefSeq and is a predicted model, not a curated record. Gene Ontology annotation, biological process: cell-cell adhesion; cell-matrix adhesion; integrin-mediated signaling pathway. Gene Ontology annotation, cellular component: external side of plasma membrane; integrin complex.